Molecule: messenger RNA, 2303 nt
Organism: Pseudo-nitzschia multistriata
Lineage: Eukaryota; Bacillariophyta; Bacillariophyceae; Bacillariales; Bacillariaceae
Source: the annotation of a GenBank genome assembly
UCUACGGUAUUGUACUGUACGGUACUAAGGCAKGGAGCCUGAAACAAAAGCAUGUGUUUCAAGAAGCUGAAAAAGUCUUCUUCAGUAUUGCAAUUCGUAAUAGAGACUAAACAAGGCAAAUCCAAAUAAUAUCAGACUUUGGAGAGGAGGUAAAUCCCAUAUGAGUGAUGUCAUUAUGGAUACCGAAGACACUGCAACGAGCAAUGUCAAUUUGAAUGCAGAGGAUCCCAUUACCAAAAUGGAASAGGACCCRGAAGCRGGCACCGCCGCCGAUGCGCCUAACGAGACUUCGAAUGAGAGAACCGACGAGACAACCAACGAAGUAUCCAACGAGGCAGCCAACCAUGUAGCGAAUGAACUUAAUACAGAUAAAGCUGGAGAUUCCACAGAGGAACAACCGGUCGAAAACCCGGAAGAGGGCGAAACCCCAGACGAGCCCGAGGCAAAGAAAGGACCGGAAGAUKCUGCAACUCUAGCUGAGGUAUCGAAUGCUCCAGAUACUGUAGAAGUAGCAAAUGCAGCCCCAGACGCGAUCAAAAAGGAUGCUGCAAAUAUACCGCCUGUAUCAACAGAAUCCGAUACCAACCCUUCAACCGAAGUGAAAAACAGUAGUAAYGAAGACCAUGUGGAUGUUGUUSUUGUUGCUUCAGCAGCAGGUGGAAAAGAAGACAGCACGAUUGUGGCAGAUAGCGAGCCAAUGGAGGGGGUGUCAAUAGAACAGGCGAGCGAGCCAGCGAUUGUGGCUACCGCGACGCAAAAGGAGGUGGAAGUCGCACCCACAGAAAGCGAAAUCCCCGUCAAAGAGAACAAAAAACGUGUCCGUCGAGUUGGUAGGACUCCCACCCGCAAAAUUCCUAAACUGGACGAGAAGGAAUUGGCUACCCCUUCCACAGAUGUUUCUGGAGCUGCUAGCAGUAAUGUUGAUACCGCUGGAACACCAGCAGUAGUGACAUAUGCCACAGCGCCUGCUAUCGGAUCAGCCUCUCAUGCUUCAGGUGCUGCAGAACCAUCAUCCACCGUGGCGAUCGCAUCUCCGUCACCACCGAACCAAGGCGUUCUUUCCAAGCACGACGAAAAGUGGUAUUCCAUGUUUCAAAAACUAAUUGAGUUUAAAGAAACAAAAAAGCACACAUUGGUUCCACAGUGUUACACCGCGGAUCCACGGUAAGUGAACGUAYAUGUAAUAAAGUUUUACGGAAUUUUCGACUUGAGCUUUUUGUAUUUUGUAACCUUCUCAAUUUGAUUCGUUAUUUCUCACAAAAACAUGCACAGGCUAGGACGGUGGGUACACUACCAAAGAGUGGAGUACUGGAUUUUUCAGCAGAAGGGAAGUGCAAAGAUAACAGAGGAGCGAAUUGCUCGGUUGAACGCCAUCGGGUUUGAAUGGGACCCUCAAAAAGCUCAAUGGGAAAAAAUGUUUGCAAAACUAAAGGAGGUAUGUUUCACUGUGGCAGAUGAUGUUAAACAAACGAAUCUAAGGGCUCYAUGAAAUCUUGAGACACGUACCAUAACUAACUUUCUUUUUSGCAUGCCUUUUCUAUGGGCUUCGUCUUCCAUCGAUAUGAAUGAAUAUCGAURYCAAMCAUAAUCUACAUCACCAUCCAAACAAAUGUAGUUCAAGAAGGAGUUCAGUCACUGCCGAGUACCCAAGGGAUACGAUAAGGAUUGGGAGCUGGCCAAUUGGGUUCGAAACCAGCGUUUGGAGCARGCAAACCUUAGCAAGGAAGGGAAGAAAUCGCGCAUGACGCCUGAGCGAUUCAAGCUUCUGGACGAAUUAGGAUUCAAGUGGAGUUCACCCACUCCCGCUAGGGCACGUAGAAACUCCAAGCCGCUAGCGGUAUCGGCGAAGAAAAACAGUAACAGCSCGGAAGCUACUGUGCAGAAGCAAGAAGUCAAAGCGGAGCAAACAGCCGGCGUGACCGCAACUCCCGUCGUUGACGAAAAGCCUCCCGACGCAACAACUGUGGCUGUGGAUGGGAAAGUGAUGGUGACAGGUGCGACCGAUGCUGUCGUUACAAAUGGCGUCGAAGGAGAGCUAGAAGACCCCACGAAACUGGAUGCAGGAAAUGCAAAAGAUCCAAGCCAUCUCGAAGCUGCCAAACAGGUGGAGAUUUAGAACACAAAAUGAAGGUAAGCUAAAUGAUAGUUGAUAUCGGGGCAAAAACUAUGAAAAGAGAAAAAAAUCGUUGGCUCUUCUUGACACCUAGGGAAUCUUUUGCAUUGAUCACCAAAGGGCCAAGUGAUCGCUUUAGAAUGAACAAUUAAUAUGGUAUGGAAAGAAMCUAUAAAACUCAACAUAAUUU